AUGCCUCCACCAGCCUCCACCAUACCUUCGCAGAACCGCCUGCGCCCUCCGCACCGCCAGCACUCGUCUUCGUCAGGCGGCACUGGUAGCGGAAGUGGCAGCAACACAUCGAGCCUCAAGCUGCCUUCGCUGCCACGCUUCCACCCGGCCAACUUCCCGUCGCAGUCGUCAUCGGCGGCGCAGACGCCAUCCACCAACCCCAAUAGCCCGCAGCCACCACCGUCGCCCUACGCCCAACAGAGGCAGUACUCGGAGGCCCAACGCCAGCUGUACCUGUACCAGCGCGAGCUGCUGGCCACGGCCGCCCGCAACAUGCACGCGUCGUCGACGGGCGGGGCCACGGUUCGCCCCGUCUCGCCGCGCCUCAACCCCCUCGGCUCCCCGGGCCCCGUCACGCCUCUGGAGCUCGAGGGCCAGGGCGACUACCUCGUUGCCGGAGCCCGCUCCGCCGCCGCCCUCGCCGCCGGCUCCCAAUCUGACCUCGUCGAGAAGCUCAUCCAGGACGAGGUCAAGCGCGCCGGGCCCAUUUCGCCGGGCCGCCCGACAUCGGUCGGCGGCUGCUAG
This is a messenger RNA of Aplosporella prunicola CBS 121167, 564 nucleotides long. RefSeq lists its product as uncharacterized. The coding region runs from base 1 to 564 and encodes 187 amino acids. NCBI's taxonomy places the organism in Eukaryota, Fungi, Ascomycota, Dothideomycetes, Botryosphaeriales, Aplosporellaceae. The transcript has a single exon. The record is from RefSeq and is a predicted model, not a curated record.